AGGACACGCAUACUCAUGUUGUGUUUUCUGAGAGGUCAUUCUUCACCUUAUAAAUAUCAUAAUCGGCGCUUCUUUGGUUAUAUCUCAGUGAUACAAGCAAGCAAUCAUGUCUGGUCGCGGUAAAGGAGGCAAAGGUCUAGGGAAAGGAGGCGCCAAGCGUCAUCGAAAGAUCCUUCGUGACAACAUCCAAGGCAUCACCAAGCCAGCCAUCCGUCGUCUUGCUCGUCGUGGCGGUGUCAAGCGAAUCUCUGGCCUGAUCUACGAGGAGACUCGUGGCGUUCUCAAAGUUUUCCUUGAGAACGUGAUCCGUGAUGCUGUGACUUACACCGAGCACGCCAAGAGAAAGACUGUGACAGCCAUGGAUGUGGUGUACGCUCUGAAACGACAAGGCCGUACUCUGUACGGAUUUGGCGGUUAAACUGCAGAGUCUUCCAACACAAACAAACGGCUCCUUUAGGAGCCACCAAAUCUCUCAAAAGUCAUGAACAAUAAAAUGUUUCGUUAUGAUUCAUGAUAUAAGCAGCAAGAUAUUACAAACACUAAUGCAGUAGUAUAGCGCGCUGAAGGCAACGUACAGUAUCCACGAUCCAAACAGUGACUCUUGUUCUUCAGAGCGCGCGCGCUUAAGGAAGCCGCCUAAUAAUGUUCACUGCUCGAAUAUUCCACCAACAUUCUGCGAUAUCCCUUCAGUCGAAAAAUGAGUGAGCUUUCAAUUUGUUCAUGCGAGGUUUUGGCGCCAUUUCUGUUACGGUCGAUCUUAAAUUGCUCGUGCGCACAGUUGCAGUUCUCAUUUUUUUCGAAUUUUAGACAAGGGCUUGUCCAAGGUUUCUCACAAUUCUUUCUUGAUUUUUGGCCAUUAACUAAUGUGCACGCAUAUAUCUUUUGCACGAAAGUCCAUAGCAUAAAUUGCGCACGGUCAAAAAGAAAAGUUCGAUUUAUAUUUGCGCAGAUCUCGCGCGUUUAAAAGCGUUUGCUCAUAUUGCAGACAAAAAGACAGGCAGAUAAGCAACUUAGUGCAUUGUAAAUACAAGAUUUCAACAAACCGAGUACCAUGUUUCAGUUUGAAUUAAGACAAGCCCGAGUAUGUCCUUUAAUUUCAGUCCAAUAAUAGGUGAGCUUUAUUGUUUAUUCAUGCGAGGUUUUGGCGCCUUUUCUGUAACGGUCGACCUACUUUGCUCGCGCGCACAACUUGGACGAUUCGCAGUUCUGAAUUUGAUUUGCUAAAAGGGCUUGCAUACAAGAAGGCUUCUCGUAAUUCUUUCUUCGUUUUUGCAAGCUCAACUAAAAGCGCUUUCGAAGAUGUGCCAGACGGACCGUGUGUAGUUGUAGCGCGUGUUUAUUUAGAAGUGCGAUUUACAUAUCGGCGCGCAAGAUUACAACGUUUGCGCAAUAAUGCAGACAAACGGACCGAUACGUAGGAAAUAUUUUUAAUUUCAUAGUAAAUACUGGAUUUCAACAAACCGAGAGUAUAAUGUCUCAGUUUCAAUAAAGAAACAGAAAUAGUGCAGGGCUUUGGAUUUUCAUAGCUCAAUGAAAGUAGAACCGAUUU
Molecule: messenger RNA, 1549 nt
Organism: Orbicella faveolata
Lineage: Eukaryota; Metazoa; Cnidaria; Anthozoa; Scleractinia; Merulinidae
Product: histone H4
Cellular component (GO): nucleosome
Molecular function (GO): protein heterodimerization activity; structural constituent of chromatin; DNA binding
Source: RefSeq, a predicted model, not a curated record